Messenger RNA from Radiomyces spectabilis, 2750 nucleotides. RefSeq names its product VTC domain-containing protein. The record is from RefSeq and is a predicted model, not a curated record. The transcript has 2 exons. The coding region runs from base 182 to 2611 and encodes 809 amino acids. Lineage: Eukaryota; Fungi; Mucoromycota; Mucoromycetes; Mucorales; Radiomycetaceae. Gene Ontology annotation, cellular component: fungal-type vacuole membrane; vacuolar transporter chaperone complex.
AGCUUUUUCGAUUGCAUAUUUUUUUAAAAAGGCGUAGAAGCUGCACAAUUGUUUUGCUUCAACGCUUGUUCAUCUUUUUGUUUGUUCUUUUUUAAUUUCAUUACCCUUUUUCGAUUUUUGCACUUUUUCCUUACUGGACAAUUGGGCUUCCGUUUUCCUGUAUUUCAUACUCUGAUUCGAUAUGAAAUUCGGUAGCCAAUUGCAGCAGGAGAUCUUCACUCCAUGGAGACUCUCGUAUGUGCAAUACGAUGUUUUGAAAAACGAACUAAAGACAAGACAACUCGACCACGAAUGGUGCGAUCAAGAUGAGCGCGAUUUCAUUCAAUUGCUCGAAAACGAACUGAAUAAGGUCUAUGAAUUCAUUACGGCCAAACUCGGGGAAGUCGAAGCUCGUAUCAGCUACUGUGAACGUACUCUUCAGACCUUUAUGAACAAUCCCUCCUGGUGCUCGGAACAGAACUGGAAUAUCAUGGACGAUGCUCUUACCGAGGUGCUCUUUGAUGUCAACGAUCUGGCCAAAUUUACCCGUCUCAAUUACAUCGGUUUUCAGAAAAUUCUCAAGAAACAUGACAAGUGGACUGGACUGAAUUUGCAGCAUGGUUUCAUUCCUCAAUUGCGUGCUAAACCUUUGGAUAAGCAACGUUUCGAUGUGGCCAUCGUCUUUAUCUCGGCCCUUCACGAUAUCUGCCGUCUCCGUGGUAAGCCCCGUACUGGUAAUGCCGCCGCCGGUGGUGAUCAGAACGCUUUCGAACGUGCCACCUCCAAGUACUGGAUUCAUCCCGACAAUGUGACGGAAGUCAAGUCCAUUAUCAUGCUCCACCUGCCUGUUCUCAUUUUCAACAAGGACAAGCGCUACGAACCUUCGGAUUCCGCCAUUUCCAGUGUGUAUUUCGAUAAUGAAGAUUUUGAUCUGUAUACCGGUCGUUUGCAGCGUGAUGAAGGUGCCGAAGCGAUUCGUUUCCGUUGGUACGGUCCCAUGUCUUCCAACAACAUUUUCAUCGAACGCAAGACUCAUCACGCCGCGUGGCUCAAUGGUGCUUCCGUCAAGGAUCGGUUCCGUCUUGAUUUCGACGAUGUGCAAAAGUUUAUCACAGGUGAAUUGACCGCCGAUCAGUAUGCCGACCGUUUGCGUGCCAAGAACACCGACGAGGAAAUCAUCAAGGACAAUCAUUUUAUCGCCCAAGGCAUUCAAAAGUCGUUCCAAGAAAAGGGUCUUAAGCCGGUGUGCCGUAUCUUUUACAACCGUACCGCUUUCCAGUUGCCCGGUGAUCAGCGUGUGCGUGUCAGUCUCGAUACCGAUUUAACAUUUAUCCGUGAAGACCAUUUGGAUGGCAAGCAACGUCGCGGUGACAACGAAUGGCGUCGUCCCGAUGUUGGUAUCGAUCAUCCUUUCAGUUACCUGGACGACUCGGAAGUUCUCCGUUUCCCUUACGCUGUCUUGGAAACCAAAUUGCAAACCCAUCUUGGUCAACAGCCUCCAGAAUGGUUACUGAAGCUUCUUGAUUCCCAUCUGGUCCAUGAAGUCCCUCGGUUCUCCAAGUAUCUGCAUGGUGCUUCUUACCUCUACCGCGAUCGCAUUCCUCUGUUGCCUUGGUGGUUGUCCGAGAUGGAUAUCGAUAUCCGCAAGCCCCGUGCCACUAACUUUGGUUUAACCCGCUCCAAGUCUUUCAAACCGUUGAUUGAUGGUCAGUAUCGUCGUGCUAUGGAAGCCGAAGAACGUCGUAUUGGUGUGGUGGCCGAUGCUGUAGGUACUGCAGCUGCAGCCGCGGCGGUUUCCAACCUUAGCCUUUCCGACACCAAAGAAGGUCAAGAAGGUCAGGAUGCCAAAGAGCCCGAAGCGCAACCUGGAAAUGCGGCGCCCUCUUCUCUGCAAGAAACGUUAACCAAGUCGUCGACCCUCACGGUGCCUGGCAACGAAAAGACAGCGACUCCCGCACAAAGUCUUUACGCUCAAGGUCCGGAUGCCAACAACAGCAAGGUCUCUCAAAGCGCCUCGUUCUGGGACAACACCCCGCAUCGCAAUCGAUCGACGUUGGUACGUGGUGGUGAUGCGCCUCGCAACUAUGGAACGCCUCCUGCUUCGGCUGGCGCGGCUGGUGCCGUUGGUGAGAAAGGUGGACAACAACAACUGGGGCAACCGGUGGAUAUGUCACAAGGCGAUAUUCGAUUGGACGUGGGUGACGCUAUUGUGACGGCAGAAUUGGACGAGAAGAAGCCCAAGAAGGGUUUUUUCGGUGGAGGGGAGGGAAUGUACGUGCAAAAUCCAAAUAAUCCCGAGGGUGUGAUUCCUUUGAAGAAGAUCAAAGUCGAACCAAAGGUUUUUUUUGCAAACGAACGUACAUUCAUUAGUUGGCUCCAAUUCUGUGCUUUGCUUUUAACGGUCGCUCUCUCCCUACUCAACUUUGGCGACUCUGUUUCUCGUAUUGCUGGUGGUAUAUUUAUUGGAAUCUCGGCGCUGGUGGCGAUUUACGCUCUCUAUCGUUUUGAGAAACGUGCUUGGAUGAUCAAUCGUCGUGUGGUUGGACGUUAUGACGAUCUGUGGGGUCCGGCUGUUCUCUGUACACUUUUGGUGGGCGCACUUAUUGUCAACUUUUACCUAAGAUUCCGUUAAAGCAUAUCACUCGUAUAUAUUUUCAUAAUCCCUGUUUAUUUAAUCUUUUUUUUUAUAUUUUUCUCCUCAUUUAUUGUAUUUUUAUUUCCCAUCAUGGUUGCGUAUACUUCAAAUAGAUCAACUUUUGUCAAAUAUUUUU